AUCCUCAACACACAGUGGGUGUGACCUGGGUGCAACCAGUCACAGCUCUGCAGAGGUUACUGUGAUUUUGCCCCUGAAGGAUCUAUCCACAACUUAGGAAUUCACACAGCUUUUGGCCUGAGCCCCCGUUACCGAGGGAAAGGAGGUUUUUGCCAAGGACUCCAAGGGGAGUGCACUUGAUGCUGGUCGGGACCCAAAGCACCCAGCCCUCCCUGAGACAUUGUGUGAGUCGGGCUGGGCCUCAGACACGGCCCCCACUGCCCCACCCCAGCCAGGGUGGUGCUUGUGUGGGAAGGACUUUAAAUCCAGCUGCCAGACCCCUGGACGGGAGAAGGAGAGACGGCUGGCCACCAUGCACGGCUCCUGCAGUUUCCUGAUGCUUCUGCUGCCGCUGCUGCUACUGCUGGUGGCCACCACAGGCCCCGCUGGAGCCCUCACAGAUGAGGAGAAACGUUUGAUGGUGGAGCUGCACAACCUCUACCGGGCCCAGGUAUCCCCGCCGGCCUCAGACAUGCUGCACAUGAGAUGGGACGAGGAGCUGGCCGCCUUCGCCAAGGCCUACGCACGGCAGUGCGUGUGGGGCCACAACAAGGAGCGCGGGCGGCGCGGCGAGAAUCUGUUCGCCAUCACCGACGAGGGCAUGGACGUGCCGCUGGCCAUGGAGGAGUGGCACCACGAGCGUGAGCACUACAACCUCAGCGCCGCCACCUGCAGCCCAGGCCAGAUGUGCGGCCACUACACGCAGGUGGUAUGGGCCAAGACAGAGAGGAUCGGCUGCGGUUCCCACUUCUGUGAGAAGCUCCAGGGUGUUGAGGAGACCAACAUCGAAUUACUGGUGUGCAACUACGAGCCCCCGGGGAACGUGAAGGGGAAACGACCCUACCAGGAGGGGACUCCGUGCUCCCAAUGUCCCUCUGGCUACCACUGCAAGAACUCCCUCUGUGAACCCAUCGGAAGCCAGGAAGAUGCUCAGGAUUUGCCUUACCUGGUAACUGAGGCCCCAUCCUUCCGGGCAACUGAAGCAUCAGACUCUAGGAAAAUGGGUACUCCUUCUUCCCUAGCAACGGGGAUUCCGGCUUUCUUGGUAACAGAGGUCUCAGGCUCCCUGGCAACCAAGGCUCUGCCUGCUGUGGAAACCCAGGCCCCAACUUCCUUGGCAACGAAACACCCGCCCUCCAUGGCAACAGAGGCUCCACCUUGCCUAACAACUGAGGUCCCUUCCAUUUUGGCAGCUCACAGCCUGCCCUCCUUGGAUGAGGAGCCAGUUACCUUCCCCAAAUCGACCCAUGUUCCUAUCCCCAAAUCAGCAGACAAAGUGACAGACAAAACAAAAGUGCCCUCCAGGAGCCCAGAGAACUCUCUGGACCCCAAGAUGUCCCUGACAGGGGCAAGGGAGCUCCUUCCCCAUGCCCAGGAGGAGGCUGAGGCGGAGGCUGAGUUGCCUCCUUCCAGUGAGGUCUUGGCCUCAGUUUUUCCAGCCCAGGACAAGCCAGGUGCAGAGGGCCCUGACAAGCCUAGCGUCAUGUCAGGGCUGAACUCGGGCCCUGGUCAUGUGUGGGGCCUUCUCCUGGGACUACUGCUCCUGCCUCCUCUGGUGUUGGCUGGAAUCUUCUGAAGGGGAUACCACUCAAAGGGUGAAGAGGUCAGCUGUCCUCCUGUCAUCUUCCCCACCCUGUCCCCAGCCCCUAAACAAGAUACUUCUUGGUUAAGGCCCUCUGGAAGGGAAAGGCUACUGGGCAUGUGCCUCAUCACACCAUCCUGGAGGCACAAGGCCUGGCUGGCUGUGAGCUCAGGGGGCCGCCUGCGGACUGCACACCGGGCCCACACCUCUCCUGCCCCUCCCUCCUGAGUCCUGGGGGCGGGAGGAUUUGAGGGAGCUCACUGCCUACCUGGCCUGGGGCUGUCUGCCCACACAGCAUGCAUGCUCUCCCUGAGUGCCUGUGUAGCUGGGCAUGGGGAUUGCAAGGGGCAGAUGAAGGACAAGCCCCACUGGAGUGGGGUUCUCUGAGUGGGGAAGGCAGGGACGAGGGAAGGAAAGCAACUCCUGACUCUCCAAUAAAAACCUGUCCAACCUGUGGCAACUAUUCCUUCUCUUUCACAUCCCCCUCCUCUAAAACACUCCGUUUAGUGUCUCCUGUUUGGGACGCACCCUUCAUUUCCUUCCUAUAACUCUGGCCUCCCCCUAAUCACAGGUGGCAGGCAGGAAGGGGAAGAGCCAAAGGAAGGCCAAGGGCGCUGAGCUGACUCCCCCAGCUUCAGGAAUCACCAGCGGGGCCUAGGUGGGUUUGGAGCCCAGGAUCAAAGCAUGGCAUGCGGCCUCUUCACGGGGGCGCUGCUCCUCAGACCUGUCUGGGACACAAGGUCAGAAAUGUACGUCAGGCAAGGCUCUGCCAGCCCCAGGUGCUUGGAAGAUUCCUAAGAAAGGGAUCUGGAGUCCCAGAACCUCCCCAGGGGAGCACAGCAGGACCGUCCAGAGGUGCUGAGGAUCAGGAAAGCACACAUAUGUUGGGGUAGCAGUGGUGGGUGACUGAGGGUGGCUUGGGUGGUAGGGAGGGGCAGAGCAAGUCUCCAGACUACCGCUGGAGGGUGAGCAGUCAAACAGGACACCACCCAAGUCAGGCCAGGGCUGGGAACCCACCUGUAACCAAGGAGGACACUCCCCUUUUUUACUUUCUUUCUUUUUUUUUUGAGAUAGAGUUUUGCUCUGUCGCCCAGGCUGGAGUGAAGUGGCGUGAUCUCGGCUUACUGCAACCUCCGCCCCCCAGGUUCAAGUGAUUCUCCUGCCUCAGCCUCCCAAGUAGCUGGGAUUAUAGGCACCCGCCAACAUGCCCAGCUAACUUUUGUAUUUUUAGUAGAGGGUGGUCUUGAACUCCUGACCUCAGGUGAUCCACCGGCCUCAGCCUCCCAAAAUGCUAGGAUUACAGGUGUGAGCCACCAUGCCCGGCCUACUCUUAUGUUUUUUCCAGUUCUAUUCAGAUAUAACUCAUAACAUAAAAUUCACCCAUUUAAACUACGCAACUCAAUGGUUUUUACUAUAUUCACAAGGUAUAUUCACAAGGUUGUGUAACCGUCACAAUUUUAGAACAUUUUCAUCACCCCAAAAAGAAACCCCAUACCCAUUAGCAGUCACUCCCUGUUUCCCUCCAACCUCCCCAGCCCCAAUCUACCACUAAUCUAUUUUCUAUCUAUAUGGAUUUGUCUAUUCUUAACAUCCAUAUAAAUUCUUGACAUAUCAUAUAUGUUAUGGUCUUUUGUGACUGCUUCUUUCACUUAGCAUAUAAAUAUAUAUAAUUUGUUUUAGACAGGAUCUUGCUCUGACACCCAGGAUUAUAGCUCACUGCAACCUCCAACUCCUGGGCUCAAGUGAUUCUCCCAUCUCAGCCUCUUGAGCAGCUGGGACUACAGCUUGCUUGCCACCAUGUCCAGCUAAUUUUUACAUUUUUUGUAGAGACAGGUUCUCACUAUGUUGCCCAGGCUGGUCUUGAACACCUGGCUUCAAGCAAUCCUUCCAAAGGACUGAGAUUAUAGUUGUGAGUCGCUGCUCUCAGCCAACAUAACUUUCAAGGUUCAUCCAUGUCGUAGCAUCAAUCGGAACUUCAUUCAUUUAUGUUGCCAAGUAAUAUUCCAUUCUAUGGAAUAUUCAUUACAUUCUAUAGAACAUUUCCAUUUUAUUUGUCAUCGGACACUCAGGCUGUUUCCACUCCUGAGCUACUACGAAUAAUGCUACUAAGCAUUCAUAUACCAGUUUUUGUGUGAAUGUAAGUUUCCAAUUAUCUUGGGUAUAUACCUAAGGGUAUAUAUAAGAAGGUCCCCAAAGGCCUGUCAGAGGCCCUUUCAGCUUUGCCCAUUGGAUGAGGUUUCCCAGGAUGGGAGGAGGACAUUCCUCCUGUCACCCCUCCCUUUGCCAGCAGCUGAGGUCUCCCCCUGCCCAAUCCCACCCAAUCUCCUUUCUCAGAUGAGGACCCAGCAUCCUAGUUUCCAGGACUAGUCGACAGGAAACACACCAAGUGCUAGGAGGGCAGAUGGACAGGGUCUCACCCCCCAAAGAUCAAAGGGUCUAGGGGCAUUUCGCACACACAAGAAUUUGAACUGAAAACUUCUUGUUUUAUUAGAUUAAAAACCUGUACUUUGCUCAGCCAAUAACUGGGACACAGUAUCAAAAGAGGUUUUCAUGCCAUUUCUGAGUGUGGAAGAUGGCUUGGGAAAUGAAGUUGAAACCCCCAAAUUCAGGAAAUUACUUGGGGGACAGCAGCAGCCCUCCCAGAGGUGACUGGCCAAGGCCACUAAAACCUUGCUCUCUACUCUGGGCAGCCUCUCUGAACUUCUGGGAGGAGAUCUUCACAUCUAGCUUAGCUCAGGCUCCAGAGAUACAGGUGCCCCUCAAUCUGGGGGGGCCUUAGGAACUAACCAAUGCAAAAACAGGAUCUGAGGGUGGAGCAACAGGAAGAAAAGAUACCCCAGAACAGUGGUCAGUGCUGUGGGAAAGCACACUGGGCUGGAGAGAGGCCGCAGGGCAGACUCCCCUCUGAAGGGCCUGGGAACCCGAGGCCCUCCUUCUCUACAGGCCUGCCCUGCCCACCCCUGCAUGUGUUCUUCCCACUACCUUAGCCCUCUUGGGUGUUUCCCUAGGAAAGUUAAUAUGGGUGACAAAGUUAGGAGACCUUAGUGGCCUCAACCAGUGUACAUUUACAUAACACCCACACAGGCACACUUCUGCGUUCCUGGGAAACAAGGACAUGUGAGGUGAAACUGCCUGUGAGUCCACUGUUACUAGGCCACUGGGAACACCCACUUGUGCACAAGCAUCCCAGGGACCUUCCCUUUGGUGGGGGUGACUCAGCCCCUACUUGUGAGGGAAAUAUGACCAAACUCACCAGACCCCAACUCUCACAAGCCAGGUCACCUCGAACAAGGGCACAAAUACCUGGGGGAACCCAGCUGGGCCUCAAAAUAUUUGUAAGCUUUGUCUGCUACAGACUCCAGUGCUGGGCAAAAACCAUUUGAUGGAAGGGAGGUCGCCCGUUCUGAUGUAACCAUGUCCACUACACCAAGUGACCUUCGUAAAACUGGAAGCUAUGUCAUCCUCAAAUGGUGCUGAGAUAUGACAGUCAGGGGUGUGAGUGGAACACUUUCUGAAAGGCCUGUCUCCCUGGCAACAGACCUGCGCACUGGUUGCUGCUGUGGAAACUGACACCCCAGCCUCAUCACCCAGUGUCUCCCUGGAGACUCAGCUACACCAAGCUCUGGUACCUACAUCUCCAAUCUGGCAGCCCCCUGCCCUGCCUCUUCACAGCCCCUUCUCACGCCAACAGGAAGGACUUGGAAAGACAGACUCUAUAGAUAGAUUUUUAAACUUAGAAAAAUAAGAGACUCCCCACAAAACUCCAAAUCACCAAUACAUUUAUUUGCGGGAGAUGAGGUGAAAUCUUACCAUGAACUUUAAAACUGGGUAGGACUAGAGACACUGAUCUGCCCAACCUCUGGGUAUUCACAACUGCACAGGUAACCAGAUCCUGCAAGCGAGGCAUCACCAUUAAACAGAUGAGCAUUAGAUGAGGAGGACACAUUCUGAGUAGUUGCAUGAUUUCCCAUUCAGAGGCAGGUGCUGCCCUCAUAUCAGAAAAGUAGUGUUGAGAAAAACACAGGCAGAGCCUGGCCAUUUGCCUCCUAGCAUAGGCCUAGACAUGAUGCUGGCCAU
Pongo pygmaeus (Bornean orangutan) is the source of this 5698-nucleotide messenger RNA. It is a transcript of the gene PI16, whose product is annotated as peptidase inhibitor 16. Lineage: Eukaryota; Metazoa; Chordata; Mammalia; Primates; Hominidae. The record is from RefSeq and is a predicted model, not a curated record. The transcript has 7 exons. Gene Ontology annotation, cellular component: extracellular region. Bases 353 to 1615 code for a protein of 420 amino acids.